UGGAACUUUGACUUCUGCUUGGCUCGGGUUAUGUAUGAUUUUGCUGCUGAACCUGGAAAUAAUGAACUGACAGUUAGUGAAGGAGAAAUCAUCACAAUUACAAAUCCGGAUGUUGGUGGAGGAUGGCUGGAAGGAAGAAACAGCAAAGGAGAACGAGGACUUGUUCCCACCGACUAUGUUGAAACUUUACCCAACGAUGGAAAAGAUCCAUUUUCUUGUGGAAAUUCAGUGGCUGACCAAGCUUUCCUUGAUUCCCUCUCAGCAAGUGUAGCUCAAACCAGUUCAUCAGCUGUCAACAGCAACAACCAGGUCAGUGGUGGCAAUGACCCCUGGUCAGCCUGGAAUGCCCCAAAAUCUGGGAACUGGGAGAGCUCAGAUGUCUGGGGAGCUCGGCAAGAGGGGGCUGGUGCCCAGAGAAACACUGCCAACAACUGGGACACUGCCUUCGGACACCCCCAGGCCUACCAAGGACCAGCGGCUGGUGAUGACGAUGAGUGGGAUGAAGACUGGGAUGACCCCAAGUCCUCUUCUCCUUACUUUAAGGAUCCAGAAUCAGCUGAAACAGGGGGUGUUCAGCGAGGGAACAGUCGUCCAGGUGCUUCCUCCAUGAAGCUGCCACUUAACAAAUUUCCUGGAUUUGCAAAACCUGGAAUGGAACAAUAUUUGUUGGCCAAGCAGCUAGCAAAGCCCAAAGAGAAAAUUCCCAUCAUUGUUGGAGAUUAUGGCCCAAUGUGGGUUUAUCCUACCUCGACAUUUGACUGUGUGGUAGCAGAUCCCAGAAAAGGCUCCAAAAUGUAUGGCCUGAAGAGCUACAUUGAAUACCAGUUAACACCUACUAACACUAAUCGAUCUGUAAACCACAGGUAUAAGCACUUUGAUUGGUUGUAUGAACGUCUCCUGGUUAAGUUUGGAUCAGCCAUUCCAAUCCCUUCUCUUCCAGACAAGCAAGUCACAGGUCGCUUUGAAGAGGAAUUUAUCAAAAUGCGCAUGGAGAGACUUCAGGCCUGGAUGACCAGGAUGUGCCGGCACCCAGUCAUCUCAGAGAGCGAAGUCUUCCAGCAGUUCCUGAACUUCCGAGAUGAGAAGGAAUGGAAAACUGGAAAGAGGAAGGCUGAGAAAGAUGAGCUGGUGGGAGUUAUGAUAUUUUCCACCAUGGAACCAGAGGCACCUGACUUGGACUUAAUAGAAAUAGAACAGAAGUGCGAAGCUGUGGGCAAAUUCACCAAGGCCAUGGAUGAUGGUGUGAAGGAGCUGCUGACCGUGGGGCAGGAGCACUGGAAACGCUGCACAGGGCCAUUGCCUAAGGAAUAUCAAAAGAUAGGAAAGGCCUUGCAGAGCUUAGCAACAGUGUUUAGUUCUAGCGGUUAUCAAGGUGAAACAGAUCUCAAUGAUGCAAUAACAGAAGCUGGAAAGACUUAUGAAGAAAUUGCUAGUCUCGUGGCAGAACAGCCAAAGAAAGAUCUCCAUUUCCUGAUGGAAUGUAACCAUGAGUAUAAAGGCUUUCUCGGCUGCUUCCCAGAUAUCAUUGGUGCUCAUAAGGGAGCAAUAGAAAAAGUGAAAGAAAGUGAUAAGCUAGUUGCAACUAGUAAAAUCACUCCACAAGACAAACAGACUAUGGUGAAGCGAGUCGGCACCAUGUCUUACGCUUUGCAAGCUGAGAUGAAUCACUUUCAUAGUAACCGGAUCUAUGACUACAAUAGCGUCAUCCGUCUGUACCUGGAGCAGCAAGUGCAGUUUUAUGAAACAAUUGCAGAAAAGCUGAGGCAGGCCCUCAGCCGCUUUCCAGUUAUGUAGAACAGAAUGGAACAUGAAGAAAUCUCCGAAGUGCUUCUUUCUGACUUGGGGCAAUGCAAUUCAAAGUUUUUUUGUUUUGUGUUUGUUUUGUUUUUGUUUUUUCCUAUCAUUAAAAAAAAGGAAAAGAAAACCAAAAAGAAAUUAGUUGAAAAAAACUGUUCUCUUUACAAACCAGCCAAAAUGCAUUGGUUAAUAGGUUAUUUAGUGAUGAUCUUCUUAUGUUCAUUUCCCACUCAUUAUUUAAACCAAUGGAAAUUGUCUAUAUUUUUGGAAAGUACUUACAUUUAUCGGAAUUUUGAAUGGAGAAUUAAAGGUUCCCCCACUUAUAUUUUACAAAAGACUGUAAUUUAUAUGUUACCCUUGAUCUUCUAAUUCAUACCCAAUGUCAGAUAAUUACUAAUUGCUUUCUUAAAAAUAUGAAAUAUGCCAGAAUAAAAAAAAUAUAUGUUUGUAUAUUUUUAUAACUCUCUCAGUCCUUUGGGGUUCCUGUCUGUUUAGGAAAGCUGCACGCCCUUUGCUGGCAUAGCUACAACUCAGGUGCUUACAUCACAGGAGGGAGGAAGCAGAGUGGAGCCCCCAGGUCACCUGUACCCCUCAUGGAGUGUGGGAAGCGAAACGUUGCCUGUCCCUUCACAGGCACAACUGCCUGCUGCUCCUACCAGAAGACAGCGCAGUUUCCUUGCACUGUUCCUAAUCCUCGGUAAGAUGUGUUCUAUGCUAGAAAGAGUAAGUCAGGAAAGUUGAAGGAUUGUUUAGAAACUUCUCUGGCAUUGCCCCUAUGGGUGGGUAGCCAUCCUGAUUCCUGUGCCCAAAGCUGCCACCCCUUCUGCCCUUCCCUCAGCUGUCCGCUGGACAGAAGUACUGGGCAUAGCCUGGCAGCCACUUGGUUUGCAAUAUAGAGCAGCAGACCAGCCAGUGUUCUCUGAAAGAUGAAAGCCAGAGGUUUAGUGUGUCCCCUCCCCACCACAAGGGAAAGUUUAGGGACUGAGACAAGUGGCAUCCUGAACUGUGUGUGGUUAUGUGCUAAAGAAAACAGUAAAGUGAUACUUGCCCUGUGUCCUAACCUUCAGAUAGUUUCCUGAUCACUGGUACUUCAGCUAACAGUACAGAGCAAAACCAGCUGUCCACUUGAAAUCAGAACACUCACUGUUUUAUCCUGCAGACUGCAACUCCAACUUCCACUGUUGCCUUACAGCCUGAUCUCCUAUCAUUUCUUGACCUAAUAAUUAUGGAAAAUGAAAAGUCUGGGCUAGUAUAAUUAAGUGAAACCAAAAAAUAAGUAGAUGGGGAAAUCAAAUGAACACAAAUAUGAGAACUUCUUGUUCUUCAAUGUCACGGGUUUUUGUUAAUGUUUUAUAAAUAAUUUUCCCCGCUGGAUUUUUCUUUUUUAAAAUCCCCCAAAAACAGUGUUUAUGAUACAACCAUUUAAUAUAUGUACAAAUUGUAAAGAAUAUGUAUAAAUAUUUUACACAAAUGUAAGCAUGUAGAAGUCAACAUAU
Molecule: messenger RNA, 3293 nt
Organism: Fukomys damarensis (Damara mole-rat)
Lineage: Eukaryota; Metazoa; Chordata; Mammalia; Rodentia; Bathyergidae
Gene: Snx9
Product: sorting nexin 9
Exons: 18
Coding region: 31-1794 (587 amino acids)
Biological process (GO): cleavage furrow formation; intracellular protein transport; mitotic cytokinesis
Cellular component (GO): plasma membrane; cytoplasmic vesicle
Molecular function (GO): phosphatidylinositol binding; protein binding
Source: RefSeq, a predicted model, not a curated record